AUGAGUGCCGCCGAAACGUUCAGUUCGACGUCAUUUGACGUUCAGUCUGUGGACCGAUCAACCCCGAGAUCGGACGUGCAAGUGCUCAAAGCCGGGGAUGGCUGCCUUUGUGUUUUUACCGUCUCGGAAUGUGACGAUCUGAAUUCCCAUUUCGAAUUGUGCGCUAUUUGUUCCGUUAGACUGACCGAUACUCACCAGUCUUUAUGCGCGGACGCGACUACUCCCAUUACCGCUGGGGUACAAUAUCAGCUGUGUUUGGGACAGGCACCCGAUCUAGCUCCGGGUAUGGUAAUCACUGCACAAAAUCAAACCAAACACUCCUCCUUUCGAUCCCUUUUGGAAUGUGCUCUGAUUGGAUCUAUACCUGGAGAAAUAGUAACAGUCAAAUACAAGAGGACUGGAGCUUCAACAGAUCCGGAUUCGGUGUUUUCCGUUUCGCUCCAAAUCGAUCGAAUUGAACAUCCGCCUCGAUGUGCUCGACGGAACAAUAUAUUGUCUGAUCCGCAAUGGUCAGAUGAGGGGACCAGCGCGUUUACCGGAGGCAAGAAAGAUCCACUUGAAAAUCCGACCAAUGACUGGAAUCCGGAACUGACCGUGCACUGGGCCGUGCGUGCUUGGGCACUCAAAGAACGUGGAACAUGGCUGGUCCAACGUCAUACGGGCAAGCAGAAAUGUUCCAUAUUGGUCUCUUCCGAUUCGAUUCGUAGUCCAUGGUGCUCGGGGUUCGCCUGCUACUCGCGCGCAUUGCAGUUGGUGACUUUGGCGCGUUUAGCUCAAGAGCGAUGCUUUUCAGAACCGUCUGUGGAUGACGCGGAGAAACGAACUGCGCGAACAAAGCCCGAUUCAGGCCCGGUGGACUUAGAUCGGUUNGUGCGGUCUCAGUCGUUGCUUGUAUCCGCGUUCAACUCAGGGUUUCUUUCGGUUUGUACAACCUUUAGUCCUGCAUUUUCUUGGGGCGGUUUUCAUUUCUAUCUUUUGGUUGCCCAUUUGGAUGCAGAAUAA
Molecule: messenger RNA, 1002 nt
Organism: Echinostoma caproni
Lineage: Eukaryota; Metazoa; Platyhelminthes; Trematoda; Plagiorchiida; Echinostomatidae
Source: the annotation of a GenBank genome assembly